Messenger RNA from Rhea pennata, 5044 nucleotides. RefSeq names its product KIAA0586 ortholog. Gene Ontology annotation, cellular component: ciliary basal body; centriole. The transcript is spliced from 32 exons. Bases 108 to 4832 code for a protein of 1574 amino acids. The record is from RefSeq and is a predicted model, not a curated record. Gene Ontology annotation, biological process: smoothened signaling pathway. NCBI's taxonomy places the organism in Eukaryota, Metazoa, Chordata, Aves, Rheiformes, Rheidae.
GACCGGGCGUCGGCGCGAGCGGCGCGGUUGCCAUGGCGGCGGGCGCGGCCGGCCCGCCGGGCGGCGCGGAGCGGUUUAAGUCUUGAAACCUGCAUUUUGAGAUCUUCAUGGAGGUGGAAGGCGAUUCUAGCAUUAGCCAGGAUUCACUGGCUAGCUUCACAGCUGGUGAUGUGCUUAUUCACUCCACCAGCCUGCACAAAAAGCAGCCCUUUGAAACUCCGACAGGAGCCGGUAUUAAAAAAGUUAAAAUUUCGGUGAAGAAGCUUCGCGAAGUGGUCCCUCCCUGCCUGCCGUCUGAGGCAGCAUUGACUAGAGAUGAAACAUCGUGUAUUUCUCCAGCCUUGCCGGCAAACAGGACUUUAUCUGGUAGUUUAACUGAAGCUUCCCCCUGCAGUACUGCACCAGGAGUCCAGAGUACUAAAGGACAGCAAAAACAUCUACUUUCAGUAGAAAAUUCUACAGAACCUAUGUUUUUAUCACAAAUGGAUUAUCCUAAAGAUGCUGCAGUACAAGUUCCUUCACUGCUGCUGGAAGAUAGCAGAAGAUCUGAAGAUGAUGUUUUUAUUUCUCAGUAUGCUGCUGGCCAGAAAGAGGCUUUGCGAGUGGUAUUAAAGCAAAAAACCCAAAAUAAUCCUGCACUUAAGGAGGUGAAGGUACAGCUCUUAGGAAAUUCCUCUACAGAAAAAAAGGAAAGUGUUGGUCAGAACACUAGGUCAACACACAAGGAAAUUGAUUCUACUACAACCAUCGCAGCAGCAACUGCAGCUGCUGUUGCUACUACGGCUCCACUUUUUAAAAUUCAAAAUGAUUUGGAAGCAAAGGUUAGCUCAGUUUCAGCAUUAAUUGAUAAACUACAGGAGACAGAUAAACAACUGCAACGUGUUGCUGAACAGCAAACAAAUAUGAAAACUCAAAAUGAGAAGCUCCACUGUCAUGAAAGAGUUGACGAGCUUGAAAAACAAAUGAAUACUUUCAUGGCACAGAGGAUUCAGCAUUUGGAAAAGUUACAGCAGCAACAAAUGAAUAUUCAGUCUCAACUCAUUAGCUCCGCAGUCAACAUGGGUGGCUUACAGCAAAUUCACAUACCUUCCUCCAGUCUCAUGACAAAACAACCUGAGAAGCCAGAACAGCGAUUGCUUACUCACCCUGAAUCUUCGUGUCAGAUGGAUUUAUUUCCUGCUAGUGGUCCACCUGCCCGAGCAUAUGCAAGUCAAUUUCAAAACUCUGGGGUUCAUACACAGAAGUCCCCCCUAACAACACCAGUUCCUCGGAGAUAUGCUCCAGAACCUGUAUCAAAAAAUGUGAAAAUCUCAAAGAAAGAAAACCCUAUAAUGGAAAAGGAAAAUAUUCCCAAAUCCACACAUGAAGUUGGAGGAAGACUUCUUGAGCAUAUUCUGAAUUCUCAAGAGACUCCACUGAGGCAAAUUGAGUCUUCUGAGAAUGCAACAUCAAACAGUAAUAAAAGGAGCUGGCAUUCCAAGAGAGAUGGGUCCUUCCAAAAUUCCAGUUCAAUUGAGAAAACGGUGAAAAAAGCAGAUGAUCUACUUCAAGAUCUUGGCCAACUGAGAAGAGAAAUGCACAAUAUGUUGCAGGAAGCAAAUUCAUGGAAAUCAGACAUGAAUGAUCUUAUUAAGUUAAAAAAACCUACUGUUGCACCUGAUCUUUCUGAGCAGCAUCAGCUCAUUAAACCAUCCAUACUUCAUAAAGUUAAAGCACCAAAAUCUAUGCUGAAGGAUGCUGAAAGAACUUUGAGAGGAGUUCAAAACAAUAAAAAAGUCCUUGAAGAAAAUUUGGAAGCCAUUAUUCGUGCAAAAGAUGGGGAUGCCAUGUAUACUUUCAUUAACGCCUUGACUACAAACAGAGAUGUAUUGGAGGAGAUUCGUAUCAGAAAGACUGUGGAUGAGUGGAUUAAGGCAAUCAGCCUAGAAAUCCAGACUGAAUUGGCAAGGAAUGAUUUUGAUCAAGUGAAAUAUGAUCAAAAGGUUCCAUGGAUCAAGAGAACCCAGAACAAUAAGGCUAUGAAGACCAAUAAAGAAAGUAAAGCAGAAACUCAGAAAAUCCAAGGGUUCCCGACAAAGAAGUCUUUAUCUGCAGCUAAGCCAUUGCAGAAGCAAGCAGAAGAUAACAUGAGAAAACAGACGUUAAGAACUUAUCCUUCUGGAGGUUUGCAAAGGAAAGAAAAAAAGGCAGAUGGAUUUGGAAGUGCAGUGGUGCAAAAUGAAGAGUAUUUGUGCCAAGUUUAUGGGAAACCAAUUUACCAGGGCCAUCGUAGCACGCUUAGAAAAGCACCAUACCUAAGAUUCAACUCUCCCUCUCCCAAGUCUAAGCUUCAAAGACCUAAAGUGAUAGAGUGCAUUAGAGGUACAAAGGUAAAGUCAGCAAGAACGCAAACAUGUUCUUACACACAGAAGGUGGUAACCAGCCCUAAGAAACCGCAUCCUUUGCCUGUGCCUACCCACGAAAAGCAGUAUCUCUUCAGUCCAAGUAGAGAUGCACCUGCUGACUGUGGUCCACUUGAAGGUCAUCUAAUUCCUAUGGCUAUUCCACUAGGUCAAACACAAAUCAGUGAUGUCUCACUGCAACCUGCUGGAGUAGUUAUAGGCAAACCACACCCUGUUACAGUUACAACCUCUCUUCCUCCAGUGCCACCAAAGCCAACAAUUCAGACAAAGAAACCAAACAUAGCUGUAAUAGAGAUGAGAUCAGAGAAAAAGGAUCCACCUCAACUGUCCGUACAAGUAUUACCAAACGUAGAUAUUGACAGUAUUUCAAGUGGCAGUGUGAGUUUAAACCAUGAACUUCCAGGCUCAGAAAUGGCACUUCCUCCUGUCAGUACUGUAAUACAGACUCCAGAAGAUGUACAUAAUGAGGAAGAAGACAUAAAGUAUCCUGGAACUAACUUCGUUGACACUGCUGAUAUUAUGCAGGAUCAGGAAGAGGAGAGUGAUGAAAUUCCAGAAUUCUUUGAGCCUCUUCUGGAGCUUAACGGACAAUUUAAAGUUGCCUCUCCAAAAUACAGUGGUCCUUUGUUUCCUCCAGUGGCUUCUGCUCCUCAGCAGUCUUCUGAUGUUUUGGAUGAACUGAUUCAAAGGAGAGAGACUAUAGAAAAUAGGUUAAUACAUUGGGUGGAACAAGAGAUAAUGGCAGAAAUUAUCAGUGGGAUGUACCCAGUUCAGAAAGAAGUAGUACCCAGUAUAACCACAUUGGAAAGUGAAGACAGUGAGACUGUAACCUCUGAUAUUGUCGAGGUUGCAGGUGGUGGAGGAUUUCAGCUCUUUAUCAAUGCUGGUGUGCCAGUGAACUCAGAACUGAUCAGUCAGUUUGUGAAUGAAGCUCUCAGUGAGACAAUUGCUACCAUGCUGGGUAACAGGCAGGCUCAGAAAGCAGUUCCCGCUACAGACAUUGUUCCAAGUACAACGAUUAUGCUGGAAUCUCUUGUGCCUACUCCAUUGCCGACACCUGAGGCCACACCGCCUCAAACACCACCUUCAGAGAAAGAACUGCCUCCGGCCAAAACUCCAGCAUCUUCUCCAUCUAUUACAGAAAUAAGUGGCGAUGUUCAUGAACAAGAGAAAAUGAAAGAAACAGAUGCUGGAUUUGAGAAUCCAGCUUCCACUAGGCGUGUUCGCACACCUGUGGUUACCCCUGUCAAUACACCACCUAGAGUAAUUACACCAAGCCCUCCUGCCUCAGAAGGGAUCUCUGAUGCUGCCAAAAUGGGAAAUCCAAAGCUUCCAAACCCGUGGGAUGAUGCAGAACUCCCUCUGGAAGAGGAGAAACCCAGUCCUUUAAAUGAAGAACCAUUCCAUCCCAGAGCUGUUGUAAUGUCAGUGGCUAAUGAUGAGGAACCAGAGGCCUUGAUUCUACCAUCUUGGCAGUUGUCAGCCAGGCCCCUGGAAUCACUUCCUUGUGAACCACAGGUUCCAUCACCUGUGACUACUGUUAGUUCUGGGCAGUCCACGCAGGAAAGCAGCCUUGCUCUCACGGGAACAGAAACAGAAACUGCAGAUAGGCCCAUCUCAGAAGGGGAGGUACUCUUCAGCUAUGGGCAGAUAGCGGCUGCAAGAGCCUUAGCAGAAGGAGGACUGUCUCUUCCAACUCUUACUGAGAGCUUAACGAGUACAUUAGCAGAUGCCAAUGAAAUGGAUUACGAUCCUCCCAGUGAAGGGCAAGUGGUGAAAAGACCCCAUAAAGGCUAUCACAGAGAUCCUGUCCUGACUGCCUUUGCCAAACUAAAUCAGGCACCUGUUGCUGCGCAAGAAGGAAUAUGCCAUUUGGAGGAUUCUGAUGAUAGUGCUGGGGAGAUCAGUGAAGGUCAAAGACCUAGGCUGACAAGAGCAGCAGAGAUUAUCCUAAUGGGACAGUCAGUUUAUAUGGAGCAUCCAACUACUCGGACUUCUGCGAGCAGAAACCAGAGUUUCCGUGCUCCGUCGCCAGGGCAGUUUGCCCAAAGUGCAGCGGAAAUUCUUAGAGAUGAAGAGGCGAGUCAUGGGCCAAUGCUUAUGGCUGAAUUGGAAUCACAACCAGUUUCAAAUCCUGCUGUGCAAGCAGCCCAAGGAAGCUGCAGAGUGACAUCGCUCUCCAGAGGUCUCUCCCAGGAAGGAAGCCAAGGAGCUGCAGAAGUUGAGACUGUGAGAGCCCGAGUUAUUCAUGUGAGAACUAAGUCUGAAGAGAUACAGCAAGAAGGAGAGGAUGCUGUCCUGCAAUUAAAUUCACAUGUUUCUGCACCAAAGGUGUCAGUGAAGCUGCCUUCCAUGAAUAUAGAUAAUCAAACUAGAAGUAUCAGCAGUAUAUAUGGGGAUUCAGAUUCUUCAGGGGCAGAUACAUUUUAAAGCUUAUGGCUUUAUUUGAUAGUUACUGUCUGAAGAUUUUAUUACCGGUACAUUUUGUAUGCCUUGUGUAGUAGUCUGGAGUUUCAUGAAAAUAUUGAUCUUUCAAUACUGUUUAUUUCCUACUUUUUUCCGUAUAACUUUGAAAUGAUUAUGAUUGUAAAUUUAGGCAAUCAUUCUGCUAGUGAAUGUAACAAAUAUUUUUAAACAAAUAA